Molecule: messenger RNA, 1377 nt
Organism: Caenorhabditis briggsae
Lineage: Eukaryota; Metazoa; Nematoda; Chromadorea; Rhabditida; Rhabditidae
Gene: Cbr-tag-143
Product: Protein CBR-TAG-143
Exons: 5
Coding region: 1-1377 (458 amino acids)
Biological process (GO): snoRNA localization; maturation of LSU-rRNA from tricistronic rRNA transcript (SSU-rRNA, 5.8S rRNA, LSU-rRNA); box C/D snoRNP assembly
Cellular component (GO): nucleus; pre-snoRNP complex
Source: RefSeq, a predicted model, not a curated record
AUGACUCCACAGGAAAAAACUCCAGAAGUCGAUAUCGAUGAUGGGCAUGAAGAUGGAGAGAUAUCUGACGAUGAAGAUGAUGCACCAGUUGAACUUCCUUCUAAUCAACCUAACACGCUGGUCAACUACCCCUCAUCGGACGACGAAAAAUCUCCAGAAGAUGUUAUCAGCGCGUACAAGCAGAAAAUCGCUGAGCAAAAGAAAGAAGAAGCAGUUCCUGAAGUCUCUGUAGAUCCGAAAUUGUGCAAAGUCUGCCUGAAAAAUGAGCACAAAUACAGAUGUCCAAGAUGUGAGCUACGCACAUGCUCACUCGAUUGUUCAAAGAAACACAAAGCGGAUAACGAUUGUGAUGGUGUGAGGCAAGCAUUCACCAAAGUGGAUAAGCUGUCUCAAUAUGACUCGCAAAAGUCAAUUGACGAUCAAAAGUUCAUGCAUUUGGUGACAGAAAAGGCUGGGUUAGGAGCCGAUCAAACCGGAAACGUUGGUAAUGAAGUGAACCAUUUGGAUGGUGAAGAAAAACCCGUUGAUUCAAAUGCACUACGCUCCUCUACCAAAACUCCAAUCGAACGUUACCUAUUAAAUGCUGCUAGAUUCCGCCACAUCUGGCUGGGAUUCACCGAUGAACAAGGAAACGAAAGCAGACACGAACAACAUUCAGAUACAGUGUUCUGGAGUAUUAAACUCUCAUUCAGGAAAGAAACAAACGGAGGAAAUGUUGAAGUGUUCGAAAAAACUGUCAAUAAUAUUCCGGAGACAAUCAGGAUUUCUACAGUCUUGAAGCAGUUUUUCCAUCCACGACAAUACGGAUGCAUUGUUUCUGAAAGUGAUCUCGAUCUAAAUAAAUUGAAACCUUUCAUUGAAACCGGCAUAGAUGGAGUUAAUGUCUACAUGGAAGUACAUGGUAGUCAAGAUCGGUUCUAUGGAGUUCUUCCGGAUAGAACGAUUCUCGAUAUGACACGAAACCGAGUUGUUGCGGAUUAUCCCAAAUUUGUCAUCACUCUGAAUAACGAAUUCACAGAGAGCAUGCAGUUAUUAUCACCUGAAGAACUAGAACGCAUUCAAGCACAAUAUGGAGGUAUUGGUAACGAACGAUUCGGUGGUGGUGGUGGAGGUGGUAAUGGACGUGGACGCGGAGGUCGAGGAUUCCACCGUGGUGGAGGUGGAAGAGGCGGUGGUGGACAGAAUCAUCACAACAAUUUCCGGAAAAGACCAUCCAAUGGUGGCGGCUACGAUGGCGGCUUCAAGCGCGGCCGAGGAGGAAAUUUCAACAACGGCGGUAAUCGUCGUGGUGGAUAUCACAAUAGAAACAAUCACCAAAAUGAUUCAUUCGAUCCAUUCGAGCCAUUCUCUGGUCCAAACCAUCUUCCGAUUGAUUAA